Dentiscutata erythropus is the source of this 120-nucleotide messenger RNA. NCBI's taxonomy places the organism in Eukaryota, Fungi, Glomeromycota, Glomeromycetes, Diversisporales, Gigasporaceae. The record is from the annotation of a GenBank genome assembly.
ACUUUAUAGAGAACGGUGGCUUAGUCACAUUUGGAGGUUACCUUCCUAGUAUGGUCUCCACAACUAUUAGUUGGUUACUAUUAGUAGAUCAAGGAGGUCUCUGGAAAAUAAAUAUCAAUA